Molecule: messenger RNA, 2881 nt
Organism: Lotus japonicus
Lineage: Eukaryota; Viridiplantae; Streptophyta; Magnoliopsida; Fabales; Fabaceae
Product: zinc finger CCCH domain-containing protein 30-like
Exons: 2
Coding region: 282-2456 (724 amino acids)
Molecular function (GO): metal ion binding; protein binding
Source: RefSeq, a predicted model, not a curated record
CUUAAUUUCAAUUUCAUUUCAAAAGCGUUACUCUCUCUUUCUCUCUCACAGUUCCCUCUCUGUGAAUGUGAUGCUUCCUCCAUGAACUCUCUCCCCUUGUUCCCUCGGUUCUAUCGAUAGAUGCAAAUGGAAGCUCUCAUCUUCUUCACCUGAUCUCGUUUCCUGCUUCAGAUUCUCGCCAUUGAUGAGGAAUUUUUCAUCUUCUUCCCGUUAAUUUUUUCAUCGGGUUUGGUUCGGAACUCGAUCUUCACCGCAUCCACCUCGUAAUCGUUAAUUGAAGCAUGUACGGUGAUUCAGAGAUUUCAAAAUCUGCUUCAACUUCAUCUGCGGUAGAAGGUUCAACUUACGUCAAAGACAUGAAAAAUCUAACUGUUCAUACUGAAGAUUCUUUUUCCACCUUACAUGAACUUGCUUCUAACAAUGAUUUUGAAAGUUUCAAGCUAGCUUUAGACAGGGAUGCUUCUCUAAUAAAUGAAGUUGGCCCCUGGUAUGUCCGUCAAAGUGGAUCCAAACAAAUUGUUCUUGAGCAUAGAACUCCUUUAAUGGUUGCUUCUUGCUAUGGGAGUAUUGAUGUUUUAAAGCUUAUACUCACAUGUUCAGAGGCUGAUGUAAAUUUCUCCUGUGGGAAUGAUAAAAGCACUGCCCUUCACUGUGCCGCUUCAGGCGGUUCUGUUAAUGCAGUUGAUGUUAUGAAGCUGCUUUUAUCUGCUGGUGCUGAUAUCAAUUGUGUGGAUGCUAAUGGAAACCGUCCUGUUGAUGUUAUUGUUGUUCCUCCUAAGUUCCAAGGUAUGAAAACAAUUAUUGAAGAACUUCUCUCAGAUAGUGCUUCUGAUGGGUCUGUUGAUACCUGCUUUCUUCCAGUAUAUGUUAAUUCAUCAAGUCCUAGUUUAGCUGCCCAUUUAUCAUCCCUUGAAAAUGGGUUGCCAUCCUCUCCUGUAGCUUUGAAGUUCAAUGAUGCAACUAUCAAUUCUACAUCUGAGAAAAAAGAAUAUCCAAUUGAUCCAUCACUUCCUGAUAUAAAAAACAGCAUAUAUGCCACAGACGAGUUUCGCAUGUUUUCAUUCAAGGUUCGCCCUUGCUCCCGUGCAUACUCUCAUGAUUGGACUGAGUGUCCUUUUGUUCAUCCUGGAGAGAAUGCCCGUAGGAGAGACCCCAGAAAGUUCCAUUACAGCUGUGUGCCAUGUCCUGAAUUUAGAAAAGGGGCUUGUAGACGUGGGGAUAUGUGUGAAUAUGCCCAUGGAGUAUUUGAGUGCUGGCUACACCCUGCUCAGUAUCGGACAAGACUCUGCAAAGAUGGCACUGAUUGCAACAGAAGGGUAUGUUUUUUUGCUCACACUACUGAAGAGCUGCGUCCAUUGUAUGUGUCCACUGGGUCUGCUGUACCUUCACCCCGAUCUUCUGCCUCUGCUCCUAAUGUCAUGGACAUGGCUGCUGCAAUGAGCCUUCUUCCAUGUUCACCGUCAGCGAUUUCUUAUGUGGCUCCAUCCCCCUUUGCACAGCCAAUAUCUCCAUCUGCCAAUGGCAUGUCUCACUCAUCUACUGCUUGGCCGCAGCCAAAUGUGCCUGCGCUUCAUUUACCAGGAAGCAAUAUUCAAACUAGCCGUUUGAGAUCUUCUCUUAGUGCUCGCGACAUGCCACCUGAAGACUUGAAUUCGGUACCAGACUUCGAUGGCCAGCGUCACCUGUUGAAUGACUUGGGCUGUUUCUCCCAACCGUGUACUGGUUCCAUUUCAAUGAGCCGAUCUGGUUGGUCUAAGACACUAACUCCAUCAAAUCUUGAUGAUCUAUUUUCAGCUGAAAUUUCUUCGUCUCCUCGGUAUUCUGACCCAGCAGCAGCUUCUGUAUUUUCCCCAACACAUAGAUCAGCAGUUCUCAAUCAGUUUCAACAGCUUCAAAGUUCGUUAUCACCCAUAAAUACAAAUGUCUUAUCUCCUAAUAACGGUGAGCAUCCUCUAAGAGAUUCUUCAUUUGGUGUCUCUUCGCCUGGAAGGAUGUCACCAAGAAGUGUGGAACCCCUCUCUCCAGGGAGCUCUCGAUUAUCAGCAUUUGCUCAGCGUGAGAAACAACAGCAACAGCUGCGGAGCCUUAGUUCAAGGGAUCUGGGCGCCAACAAUCCUGCCUCAAUUGUUGGGUCCCCUAUUAACUCCUGGUCUAAGUGGGGAUCUCCUACUGGAAAAGUAGAUUGGUCUGUAAAUGGAAAUGAGCUAGGUCGAUUACAAAGAUCAUCCUCAUUUGAGCUUGGAAACAAUGGAGAAGAGCCUGAUCUAUCAUGGGUCCAAUCCCUUGUCAAGGACACCCCACCUGAAAUAAAAGAGAAGUUGGCAGUGUCUGGCCCUAUUGCAUCUGCUGAUGGACUGAAUUCCAAUUUUCAAAUGGAGACUGUUGAUAAUUCUGUUUUAGAAGCCUGGCUCGAGCAAAUGCACCUGGAUCAGCAUGUAGUUUAUAGUCAAAAUUGACCCUUAUACAUUUUGUUGUGGUAACUAGUUAAUUCCAUAAGGUACAUUUUCCUUUGGUUUAAUGGGUCCAACAAGGAGGAAAUGUAAUGAUACUAUAGAUGGACGGUAGAUGGCUGCAAUGUUCCCCAAGGAUAAUUGAUUCUUUUUACUCAUAAUUUUGUCAUUCAUUGUUUUACUAAAGAGCUUCAGCAAGAGAAGAAAGCUUCUCUCUUGGCUGAUAUCUUGUAGAGAAGAAAAAUCCUGUAAAGGUUAGGUGUUCUUAAAAUACUGUUGCAGGUCACUUUCCCCUCAUUUUAUUCUGAUCCUGCCCUCAAAGACUGCUGAUGGUUUUUGUAUAGCAACAAAACCAGUAGCUUCAUUUGUUUGUAAGUUCCUUUUUGUGCACUAUUACCUGUUAAGAAUCUUUCAGUAAUUUUCUAUGGCUA